AUGCAAUUUACUAUAAAUACUGGGACAAGUGCGUUUGCAGUCAUCAGAAGUGUUGCUGUCAACUGUAGUGGUGCUGUCGUCGGGAGUGGUGCUGUCAUCAGUAGUGGUGCUGUCAUCGGAAGUGGUGCUGUCGUCCGGGGUGGUGCUGUCAUCGGGAGUGGUGCUGUCAUCGAUACCAGUGCUGUCGUUUGGAGUGGUGCUGUCGUCGGGAGUGGUGCUGUCAUCAGUAGUGGUGCUGUCAUCGGAAGUGGUGCUGUCGUCCGGGGUGGUGCUGUCAUCGGUAGUGGUGCUGUCAUCUGUAGUGGGGCUGUCAUCGGAAGUGGUGCUGUCAUCUGUAGUGGUGCUGUCGUCUGGAGUGGUGCUGUCAUAGGGAGUGGUGCUGUCAUCUGGAGUGGUGCUGUCAUCGGGAGUGGUGCUGUCAUCGAUACCAGUGCUGUCGUUUGGAGUGGUGCUGUCAUCGGUAGUGGUGCUGUCAUCAGAAGUGGUGCAGUCAUCCGGGGUGGUGCUGUCAUCGAUAGAGGUGCUGUCGUCAGGAGUGGUGCUGUCAUCGGUAGUGGUGCUGUCAUCUGCAGUGGUGCUGUCAUCAGAAGUGGUGCUGUCAUCGGGAGUGAUGCAGUUGUUGGGAGUGGUGCAGUCGUUGGGAGUGGUGCAGUCGUUGGGAGUGGUGCAGUCAUUGGGAGUGGUGCAGUCAUCGGGAGUGAUGCAGUUGUUGGGAGUGGUGCAGUUGUCGGGAGUGGUGUGCUUGUUUGGAGUGGUGCAGUGGUCUGGAGUGGUGCAGUUGUCAGGAGUGGUGUGCUUGUUUGGAGUGGUGCAGUGGUCUGGAGUGGUGCAGUCGUUGGGAGUGGUGCUGUCAUCGAUAGCGGUGUUGUCGUUUGGAGUGGUGCUGUCGUCGGGAGAGGUGCAGUCGUCCGGAGUGUUGCUGUCAUCGGUAGUGGUGCUGUCAUCGGUAGUGGUGCAGUCGUUGGGAGUGGUGCAGUUGUCGGGAGUGGUGCAGUGGUCUGGAGUGGUGCAGUGGUCUGGAGUGGUGCAGUGGUCUGGAGUGGUGCAGUUGUUGGGAGUGGUACAGUCAUAGGGAGUGGUGCAGUUGUCAGAGUGGUGCAGUCAUCCGGAGUGGUGCAGUUGUUGGGAAUGGUGCAGUUGUCGGGAGUGGUGUGCUUGUUUGGAGUGGUGCAGUGGUCUGGAGUGGUGCAGUGGUCUGGAAUGGUGCAGUUGUCGGGAGUGGUGUGCUUGUUUGGAGUGGUGCAGUGGUCUGGAGUGGUGCUGUCGUCGGGAGUGGUACAGUCUUAG
Molecule: messenger RNA, 1287 nt
Organism: Mizuhopecten yessoensis (Yesso scallop)
Lineage: Eukaryota; Metazoa; Mollusca; Bivalvia; Pectinida; Pectinidae
Product: shematrin-like protein 3
Exons: 1
Coding region: 1-1287 (428 amino acids)
Source: RefSeq, a predicted model, not a curated record